UAAUGUAACAUAAGAAGCUUGUAUGUAAAGUGAAUAUAAUUAUCUGUGUUUUUUUAAGAGCCUUUAACUUAUAUUUCUAAUAAAGGGAGGUUGAUGCAUACAGAUAUACAUACAUACAUACAUAUAAAGUCAUCAUCAUCAUAAUAAUAGUCCGUGACUGUGUUCAAGUUACCAUUACCACACAUUCAUUUUUCACUCAUGAUACAGUAACCAGCAGCUAAAGAAAUUUGAACUGAUCUCCAAAAUACUUGAAGACCUGUCCAGCAAUUCUGUUUAUGAUUGCUGUAGAAAGAUUUUCUCAAAGUAUGUGGUACUAUUUACUUUAAGUUGGCUAGAUCGACAUAUAUGAUGGCUACAAAUGCAGUUGUUGGAUUAAGAACAGGGGAACGCUUAUUGGGUUCAACAACCUAUUACUCUGAAGUUAGUGAAAAGCUGUGCUGCAGUAGCAAUCUAGGGUUCAUUUUUGUCCCAAGUACAAAUCUGGUUACUUCAAAGAAGUCAACCAACUAUAGUCGUAGUCUUAUAAACAGUCGAGAUAUUCAUCCCACCAGAGCUCUAAAGGAACAUGUAGAUACUACUCUUGAACCUCCAAGUACAGACCAAUGGGCUCAGAGGUUUGACUAUCUGGAUGAGGAAGUCUCAGAGCAUGAGCUUCCAGUUGAUGCUUUACUCUUAUUACACAAGUCUUUGCUGGAAAAGCAGUGGACUCUUUCAACAGAAGAGACAAUAACUAUAGCUACUCCCGCAAAAAGAAUCAGCAGAAAGGUACAUGUCACUGGUUCUGGGAUAUCUGCUCGAAGGCGUAGAAUAGAUGCUCAGAAUAAAAUGUCGAAUUCUAUAAAUCAAGAUGGUCGAAAUAAGCAGCUGAGACCCAUAAUCAGUCCAGAACUUCUUCAAAAAUGUCAAAAAGGGUAUCUUAAAGGUGUAAAAACUGAAGCUUUACUCACGCACUCAGAGGUGGUUGCUCUUUCGGAAAAGAUCAAAACUGGUCUGCAAAUUGAAGAAGAGAAGUCAAGACUGAAAGAAAGAUUGGGAGUUGAACCUUCAGAGAAGCAACUUGCAGCUUCCCUAAAAAUUUCACGAGUUGACUUGCAAACUAAACAGAUGGAGUGCAGUUUGGCAAGAGAGAAGCUGGCAAUGAGCAAUGUUCGUCUGGUGAUGUCUGUAGCACAAAAAUAUAAACACAUGGGAGCCGAUAUGUCUGACCUAAUUCAGGGAGGUCUAAUUGGACUACUCAGAGGAAUAGAGAAAUAUGAUUCAUCUAGGGGACACAAAAUUUCUACUUAUGUAUAUUGGUGGAUUCGACAGGGUGUAACAAGAACGUUCUUUGAAAAUUCUAAAACGCUUAGAUUGCCUACUCACUUACAUGAAAGACUAGGUGCAAUCAGAAAUGCCAAGGCCAAACUGGAGCGCAAGGGAAUAACCCCAUCAAUUGAUAAAAUUGCCGAAAGCCUGAAUAUGUCUAAAAAGAAAGUAACAAAUGCCACUGAGGCAGUCUGUAAAGUCUUCUCACUUGACAAGGAUGCUUUCCCUUCUUUAAAUGGCCUUCCCGGAGAAACACUUCAUAGUUACAUUGCAGACGAUUGCCCGGGAAACAACCCAUGGUAUGGUGUAGAUGAAGCCGCUCUCAAGGAUGAAGUGAGAAAUCUUAUUAAAAUGACUCUGGGUGAACGGGAGAGAGAAAUCAUUUAUCUUUACUACGGUCUUGACAAUGAAUAUCUUACUUGGGAGGAUAUCAGUAGAAGGAAAGGGUUGUCAAGGGAACGAGUUAGGCAGGUUGGCCUUGUUGCACUGGAGAAACUAAAACAUGCUGCAAGAAAUACAAAACUAGCGGCAAUGCUUGUGGACCACUGAUUUUUGCUACACAUUUAUGACAGAAAAACAAAAAAUACCAUGUACAUACAAAUGACAGUUUUUUAUUUUUCCAUUGCUAAUAUUUCUGAGCCAAUAUGCAUUCCUGACUUAAGAGUCCUGUUUUUUGCAACGAAAGAGUGGUGUAUAGAAAGGUUUUGUACUGCAGGAACACCUAUUAUGUUGUUCACAGAAAGAUAAACAUGUGAAUCUGUAAAUUGUUUUUUUUUUUUAA
Messenger RNA from Erigeron canadensis, 2086 nucleotides. RefSeq names its product RNA polymerase sigma factor sigA-like. Bases 346 to 1854 code for a protein of 502 amino acids. Lineage: Eukaryota; Viridiplantae; Streptophyta; Magnoliopsida; Asterales; Asteraceae. The record is from RefSeq and is a predicted model, not a curated record. Gene Ontology annotation, molecular function: DNA-binding transcription factor activity. Gene Ontology annotation, biological process: regulation of DNA-templated transcription; DNA-templated transcription initiation. The transcript is spliced from 10 exons.